AUGGCAGGAACAGGAGUUCCGCCAAUCAACAUCGAGGGCACCGCUGAUUGGUCAUCCUUGAGUAGGAUGAUGAACAGCAAGGGGAUUCAAUUCUCCAAAGCGAGGACGGCGGGUACCAGUGUGAAGGUAUUCACAAAUUCACCAGCUGACUACCGUCAGCUAGUCGCACUGCUUGAAUCCAUCAAGCGGCCCUUCUUCACAUAUCAACUGAAGGAGGACAGGAUGGACCAGAGGGUCAUUCGUGGGCUUCCGAGAGAGAUGUCAGUCAAUGACAUCAAAGAGGAUCUGGUGAGCCAAGGCAUCGCAGACGCCGUGGUUCAGCAGCUGACCUCAAGGACCACAAAGAAGCCACUUCCGCUCUUCCUCGUCAAGACGAAGAUGCCGGAAAAGCUUGCAGAGAUCCAGAGGCUGGCCAUGCUCACGGUCAGCUUCGAGAGGAAGAAAAAGUCUUCCGAGCCCAGCCAGUGCUACCGCUGCCAGCGGUACGGGCACACACAGCGGAACUGCCGUCUCGCUGAACGGUGCGUUAAGUGUGGAGAGGACCACAACAGCACCAGCUGCAGUCUGCCAGCGCCGCCAACAGGGCAACGAAACGCCAAGUGUUGCCUCUGUGGAGAAGGCCACCCCGCCAACUACAAGGGAUGUAGUAAGGCGCCGAAGAAAGCUGCUUCUGCCCCCAAAGCAGUCCCCACCACAAAUAGGACUUCUUACGCCCAAAAAGUGAAGAAGCCUAUGUCCACUUCUGCCCCAGCAGCCGCCACUGCUACUGGAACUACUGCGCAGAAGCAACACGGCGAUGACAGACUGCUAGCAAUGAUGCAAGCCAUCAUAACCCGCCUGGAUGCACUCGAGGCCAAGAUGCAAGACAAGCACUAG
Messenger RNA from Acanthoscelides obtectus, 876 nucleotides. The record is from the annotation of a GenBank genome assembly. NCBI's taxonomy places the organism in Eukaryota, Metazoa, Arthropoda, Insecta, Coleoptera, Chrysomelidae.